This is a messenger RNA of Acanthopagrus latus (yellowfin seabream), 3128 nucleotides long. RefSeq names its product ATP-binding cassette sub-family G member 4-like. Gene Ontology annotation, molecular function: ATP binding; ABC-type transporter activity; ATP hydrolysis activity. The record is from RefSeq and is a predicted model, not a curated record. The coding region runs from base 154 to 2103 and encodes 649 amino acids. Lineage: Eukaryota; Metazoa; Chordata; Actinopteri; Spariformes; Sparidae. The transcript is spliced from 15 exons. Gene Ontology annotation, cellular component: plasma membrane.
UGCAGCGCCGCUGUAGAUGCGGCAGACUGGAGGCUCGCGCUGUGUGACAGUGAAUGCAGCAGCCGGGGAGGAUAGCAGCAGCAGCACAGCAGCAGCAGCACCCUGACAGGACAGCGACACCCAACCGGACAGCAGCCACUACAGAAACCUGGUAUGGACAAUAAGGCGUUGGAACCCGAUUCUGUGAGCAUCCCAAUGGAGGAGGCCAUUGUAUGUAAUGGAGGCAGCCAACCCCAGGCUCAGCAGCAGCAAGAAGCAUCCAUGCUGAUCCACCUGAAGAAGGUUGAGAACCAGAUCACUGAAGCACAGCGCUUCUCCCACCUCCCCAAACGCUCAGCUGUGGACCUGGAGUUCACUGAUCUUUCCUACACCAUCCAGGAGGGACCAUGCUGGAGAAGGAGAGGUUUCAAAGCCUUACUGAAGUGCCUGUCUGGGAGGUUCUGCAGUCGGGAGCUGAUAGGAAUCAUGGGGCCCUCAGGGGCUGGGAAGUCCACCUUAAUGAACAUUCUGGCUGGAUACAGGGAAACAGGGAUGAAGGGUCAGGUCCUGGUAAAUGGGAAACCCAGGGACCUGCGGACAUUCAGGAAGAUGUCCUGCUACAUCAUGCAGGAAGACAUGCUGCUGCCACACCUCACUGCACGAGAGGCCAUGAUGGUUUCAGCCAACUUAAAGCUGGAUGAAACUAUGGAUGUGAAGAAAGAACUGGUGCAUGAGAUUCUGACUGCAUUAGGGCUCCUCGAGUGUGCUCACACUCGUACCAGCUCGCUGUCAGGUGGUCAGUGUAAACGGCUGGCUAUCGCUCUGGAGCUGGUCAACAAUCCUCCAGUCAUGUUCUUUGACGAGCCCACCAGUGGCUUAGACAGUGCGUCUUGCUACCAGGUGGUCUCACUAAUGCGCUCUCUGGCGCUGGGAGGACGGACCAUCAUCUGCACCAUCCACCAACCGAGUGCCAAACUGUUUGAGAUGUUCGACAAGCUUUACAUUCUCAGUCAGGGACAGUGUAUCUACAAAGGCUCAGUCCCUUACCUCAUCCCCUAUCUGAAGACUCUGGGCCUUUAUUGUCCUACCUACCACAACCCUGCAGACUUCAUCAUUGAAGUGGCAUCAGGGGAGUAUGGAGACUUGAACCCGGUGCUGUUUGAAGCAGUCCAAGGUGGAAUGUGUGCAUUAGAGGAGAAGAAGCAGCAGUGUGAGAAUGGCCCAUCACUCUGUGCAACAAAGUGCCACAUGGACGCCGGACACAUAGAGAGCCAUACUUUUGCCACAAGCACACUAACACAGUUCUGUAUCCUCUUCAAGAGAACCCUCAUAACCAUCUGUCGAGACCAGGUUUUGACCCACCUCAGACUGAUUUCCCACGUUGCCAUCGGUCUGUUAAUAGGCUUGCUCUAUCUUAACAUCGGCAAUGAUGCCAGCAAGGUCUUCAACAACACCGGGUUCCUCUUCUUCUCUAUGCUCUUCAUCAUGUUUGGAGCACUCAUGCCAACUGUGUUAACCUUUCCUCUGGAGAUGUCUGUGUUCCUGCGGGAGCAUCUUAACUACUGGUACAGCCUGAAAGCCUACUACCUGGCCAAGACCAUGGCUGACAUCCCAUUCCAGGUGAUCUGCCCCAUCAUGUACUGCAGCAUAGUGUACUGGAUGACUGAGCAGCCUCCGGAGGCCAGCCGCUACCUACUCUUCAUAGCCCUGUCCACCUGCACUGCCCUGGUAGCCCAGUCCCUAGGCUUGCUGGUUGGGGCUGCCUCCACCUCACUACAGGUUGCCACAUUUGUUGGACCCGUCACAGCUAUUCCAGUGCUGCUUUUCUCUGGAUUUUUUGUGAACUUUGACACAAUCCCCAAGUAUCUGCAGUGGAGCUCCUAUGUGUCCUACGUCAGGUAUGGAUUUGAAGGGGUGAUCCUGUCCAUCUACGGUAUGAACCGCUCAGAGCUGGAGUGUCCGGGGAAGGUGUGUAAGUUCCAACAGCCCGAAGAGGUCCUGCAGUUAUUGGACGUGGAAGACGCAAAGCUCUACAUAGAUUUCAUUGUCCUGGGCAUUUUCUUCAUCAUCCUUCGGCUGGCCACCUACGUUGUCCUCCGCUACAAGAUCAAGUCCGAGCGAUAGGUUUUGCUCGGCUCAUCUUGCAGAUCUCGAGGUCCUCCAUAGUGUCAAUCCAGACCUGGUCUCUUUCUGUGCACAGAACACAGCCUCUGUCAUGUGGGAAUUUCAUUUGAUUUGUCGCAUUGCUGCUAAAAGGACAGAUCAUACAUUCUGAUCUGUUCUACUGCCAACAGCUGUGAGGGGCAGUGACUGACAAUGCAGAGCAGUGAACAGCCAUCUUAUAAAUCAGCAUAUACCUGUUUACCUCAGACAUCAGGACGCAACUCCUGCACACAAAGCCAGGACACAGGAGGAGGACACAGAGACUCAGCCACGUUCAGCAGCAAAUGCUCUACGUUUCAUAUUCCUGCAAGACAGAAAUGUUUUGGGAACAAAGUGGAUAUGCCUGUUUAUUCUACGCCGUGUGCUGCCAUUCUCUGUGUUGGAGGGCUUAGACUUUAGUCCACAACACCGCCCAGAAGAAAGUCGUAUCCAAACAGAGUGUUUACACUGCUCUAUUAGUGAAAAAGCUGAGGACAGUUGGUUGCACAGGAGGAGCGUGAUGUAUUGUGAGCUGGAUGAAGGCAGUUUGAGUGUGUUUUUAUUGUCCUAUAACAGAAUUAAAAACCAAACAGAACUGACAGAUUGAAAUCCCAAAACAUUUACUGUACUUCCCGUGUAUGAAAUCAAUCGUUGUUUGAGCUAGAUAGUUUUUUUUAACAUGUUGAUAGUUGUAAAUUAAGCUUUGUCAUGAUUGCCUACCGAAAUUUGGUAUUUUUGGUACUUCCACAAUAUAAUCUCAAAUCUUUAAAAUCAUAGUCAAAAUAGAAUUGUUCAGCCUUUAACCAUUUCCUAUUGUACUGUAUUAUCUUUAGUAUUAUAUAGAUAUGCAAUUAUAUAAGUGUAUUUAAGCAAAAUAGAUGAAUUACUGUACUGUUAUUCUUUUGUGUCCACACUACAGCCAGUAAUGUCACGUGGAAACAACAUGCUCAUGUAGUCAUGUUUGGUGCUAUCACUAUUAUUUGAGUGACAUAAAAUCUGCAUCUGGA